This is a messenger RNA of Cuculus canorus (common cuckoo), 2360 nucleotides long. It is a transcript of the gene SASH3, whose product is annotated as SAM and SH3 domain containing 3. The record is from RefSeq and is a predicted model, not a curated record. Lineage: Eukaryota; Metazoa; Chordata; Aves; Cuculiformes; Cuculidae. Gene Ontology annotation, biological process: positive regulation of adaptive immune response; positive regulation of immunoglobulin production; positive regulation of B cell proliferation. The transcript has 8 exons. Gene Ontology annotation, cellular component: cytoplasm; nucleus. Gene Ontology annotation, molecular function: protein binding. The coding region runs from base 608 to 1744 and encodes 378 amino acids.
UCUUCUCCCAAGUAACAAGAGGUGGGAAGAGAGGAAAUAGCCUCAAAAAUUUUACCAGUGUAGGUUUGGGUUGGAUAUCAGCAAAAAUUUCUUUCCUGAAAGAGUGAUGAAGCCCCGGCAGAGGCUGUCCAAGGCAGUGGUGGAGCCUCCAUCCCUGGAGGGGUUCAAAAGCCAUAUAGAUGUGGCACUUUGGAACACGGCUUAGUGGGCACCAUGGGGUUGAGCUGAUGGUUGGACUGGGUGAACUGAGAGAUCUUUUCCAACCUUAAUGAUUCUGUGACUCCAGUUCUCACAUGGAGGGCUUGGCCAUCGCAGCAGGGAGAAUGAGCAGGAACGGGGAGUGUGCCUGGUGGAGGGGUUCAUCCUCUGCCCAUGGGGCACGCUGAGCAGACAGCACUCCCGCCCCGGGGCCCCGGGCAAUGCAGUGGCUUCAUGAAGGGCUUCCUUCCUCCUGCUCCAGCCCGCGCACCAGCCAGCCACCCCACUGCAAGCACCUCUCAUGUGACCGCCGGCUUCCUGUGCGCUUCCCGGCCUCGGUGCCGGUGCUUCGGUACGUGCCGUGCCAGGCGCUGCCCCAACUGCACCCUUGCCACCAGGCCCCAGCACCAUGCUGCGCCGCAAGCCCUCCAAUGCCGGCGACAAGGAGCCGGGACACAAGAAGCUUUCCCUCCAGCGCUCCAGCAGCUUCAAGGACUUUGCUAAGUGCAAAGUCAGCUCCCCGGCGCCGAGCGAGAAGGAGUUCAACCUAGAGGAGAACAUCCCCGAGGAUGAGUCCAGCAGUGCCAGCCCUGAUGAUGCUGCACGGAGCAGCGGGAUGAAGUUGAGCAAGAAGUGGCGGGCCGUCAUCUCCCGCACCAUGAACCGCAAGAUGGGCAGGAUGGCCGUGAAAGCCCUGGCUGAGGGGAAGCAGGGAGGCGUAGAGGAGGAAGAGUCCCCAGGGCCCCUGUCCCCAGCCAGCAGCACGGAGGAGCCGAGCCAUGAAAAGGUGCCCCUGUCUUACCUAGAGAUGGAGGAAGAUGGGCACCCAUCCAUCAGCCGCCAGCUGUCCACCGGCAGUGAAGUGUCCAGCCCCGGCCCCCACAGGGACAGCCUGCAGCUGGAGAGUGGCCCAGCCUACACCGGCCCCUUCUGCGGCCGAGCCCGCGUCCACACCGACUUCACUCCCAGCCCCUAUGACAAGGACUCGCUGAAGCUGCGGAAAGGGGACAUCAUCGGCAUCAUCGAGAAGCCACCUGCGGGCACCUGGACCGGGCUGCUCAACAACAGGGUGGGCUCCUUCAAGUUCAUCUACGUGGACAUCAUCCCUGAGGAGACGGCCCCUGUCCGUAAGAGCCGGGGCUCCAGCAAGAGCAAGCGGCUCAAGCCCAAGACCCUCCACGAGCUGCUGGAGCGCAUCAACCUGCAGGAGCACACCUCCACCCUGCUGCUGAACGGCUACCAGACUCUGGAGGACUUCAAGGAGCUGCGGGAGACCCACCUCAAUGAGCUGAACAUCACAGACCCCCAGCAUCGUGUCAAGCUGCUCACAGCUGCUGAGCUCCUCCUGGAUUACGACACAGCAAGCGAGCCAGAGGAAGGUGACAACUCUGAAGCCCAGCCUUCACCCUUGGAGCCCAAGGAGGACAUUCCCCGGGACUCAGGCUGCUUCGAGGGAUCGGAGACGCUAGACAGCAGCCGGGAGGAGGCCGAGCUGGGGGCUCCAGAGGGGCAGCUGCAAGCUCUCUCCCUGGCAGAGUCCCCCUGAGCCCACUCUGCUGGCUCUGCCCCAUGGACGGGUGCAACUGCUGCCUGCUCUGCGCCAGAGGGACGGCUGCUGGUGGGGGAUGCAGGUGAGCCCCAGCUGCGGGACCCCAGGGCUGCGGGCACUGCAUGGCUUUGGGCAGCUCAGUCCCCAAAGGCCACCCCGAUUGCUGCCCCCAGGACAUUGUGCAUGGCGCUGCCUCACAUCUCCACCCCUACACGGGUGCUGCGGGUGCUCUGGGGCACGGUGCUCCCUGCCAAGAACCGAAUCAUAGAAUCCCAACCCGGGACGGACCCUGGGGUCAUCUCAUCCAACCUCUCUUGGCAAAAGCACAGUCCAGACAAGAUGGCCCAGUACUUGGUCCGGCGGAAUCUCAAGCGCCCAGCGUUGGGGAAUCCACCGCUUCCCUGGGGACAUUAUUCCAAUGGCUGAUUCCUCAUAUCUCACUGGAAUUCACCCAGGGGUAACUUGUACUUAUUACCCCUGCCUUUUCCAUGGGACUCCUCUUAAAAAUAGAAUCUCCAUCUUCUUUGUAGCCACCCUUUAAAUGCUGGAACAUGGUGGUAAGGUCUCCCCUGAGCCUUCUUUUCUCAAGGCUGAAGAAACCUCAUUCUCAUUC